Molecule: messenger RNA, 1350 nt
Organism: Mesocricetus auratus (golden hamster)
Lineage: Eukaryota; Metazoa; Chordata; Mammalia; Rodentia; Cricetidae
Product: basic proline-rich protein-like
Source: RefSeq, a predicted model, not a curated record
AUGAGGAAGCACAGCGGGUGCCGGGGAAACGGUUGCCAUGACACCGGGAGCCGCUGGUCCCUGGAAAGGCUUGGUCCGAGGGCGGCAAAGGUUCCAUCUCCCCCUCCAUCUGCUCCCCCACCUCCCCCUCCAUCUCCCCCUCCAUCUCCCCCUCCAUCUCCUCCUCCAUCUGCUCCCCCACCUCCCCCUCCAUCUCCCCCUCCAUCUCCUCCUCCAUCUCCUCCUCCCCCAUCUCCUCCCCCAUUUCCCCCUCCAUCUCCCCCUCCAUCUCCUCCCCCAUCUCCUCCCCCAUUUCCCCCUCCAUCUCCCCCUCCAUCUCCCCCUCCAUCUCCUCCCCCAUCUCCUCCUCCCCCUCCAUCUCCUCCCCCAUUUCCCCCUCCAUCUCCCCCUCCAUCUCCCCCUCCAUCUCCUCCCCCAUCUCCUCCCCCAUCUCCUCCCCCCCCUCCAUCUCCCCCUCCAUCUCCCCCUCCAUCUCCUCCCCCAUCUCCUCCCCCAUUUCCCCCUCCAUCUCCCCCUCCAUCUCCCCCCCCUCCAUCUCCCCCUCCAUCUCCUCCCCCAUCUCCUCCCCCAUUUCCCCCUCCAUCUCCCCCUCCAUCUCCCCCUCCAUCUCCUCCCCCAUCUGCUCCUCCAUUUCCCCCUCCAUCUCCCCCUCCAUCUCCUCCCCCAUCUCCUCCCCCAUUUCCCCUUCCAUCUCCCCCUCCAUCUCCCCCUCCAUCUCCUCCCCCAUCUCCUCCCCCAUUUCCCCCUCCAUCUCCCCCUCCAUCUCCUCCUCCAUCUCCUCCCCCAUCUGCUCCUCCCCCUCCAUCUCCCCCUCCAUCUCCCCCUCCAUCUGCUCCCCCAUCUCCCCCUCCAUCUCUCCCUCCAUCUCCCCCUCCAUCUCCCCCUCCAUCUCCUCCCCCAUCUCCUCCCCUUUCCCCUCCAUCUCCCCCUCCAUCUCCCCCUCCAUCUCCCCCUCCAUCUCCUCCCCCAUCUCCUCCCCCAUUUCCCCCUCCAUCUCCCCCUCCAUCUUCUCCUCCAUCUCCUCCUCCAUCUCCUCCCCCUCCAUCUCCCCCUCCAUUUCCCCCUCCAUCUCCCCCUCCAUCUCCCCCUCCAUCUCCUCCCCCAUCUCCUCUCCCAUUUCCCCCUCCAUCUCCCCCUCCAUCUCCCCCUCCAUCUGCUCCUCCAUCUCCUCCUCCAUCUCCCCCUCCAUCUCCUCCCCCAUCUCCUCCCCCAUUUCCCCCUCCAUCUCCCCCUCCAUCUCCCCCUCCAUCUCCUCCUCCAUCUCCUCCCUCAUCUCCUCCUCUGUCCUCUCCUCCGCCUCCUUCCCAGUGCCAAGUGUUGACCCGCAGCGAUGGAACACAGCUGCUGUAA